Molecule: messenger RNA, 4205 nt
Organism: Gadus macrocephalus (Pacific cod)
Lineage: Eukaryota; Metazoa; Chordata; Actinopteri; Gadiformes; Gadidae
Gene: tyk2
Product: tyrosine kinase 2
Exons: 25
Coding region: 355-3846 (1163 amino acids)
Biological process (GO): intracellular signal transduction; cell differentiation; cytokine-mediated signaling pathway
Cellular component (GO): cytosol; membrane; cytoskeleton
Molecular function (GO): cytokine receptor binding; non-membrane spanning protein tyrosine kinase activity; ATP binding
Source: RefSeq, a predicted model, not a curated record
GGCAGCCGAGUCAAUCUGGUACCCACGCUGGCGGUCAGGGACGCUAGGCAGCGCUUCUACGUCAACAGGAAGUCGCUGCGAAUCUUGGAGUCGAAAGGGGAGUGGCUCUGGGACGGUCUCUGGUUACUUGCGAGUCUGGCAUGUAUUUCUUCGGAAAGGCAGAUCCGAGCCUGGGAUUCAUUAUCAGGAGACGUCACUCGUUCCUGUUGAACUAUUGAGUCAUUUUUACACCGAAUUGAGGUUAGUCAAACCCACUAACAGAUACUUCUGUUUCUGUGGAUUUGAGCGCUGUAUUUCUUUUCCAUGUGCUGGUCGAUUGCCAUAUAGGCCACAGCGAUUCGGGCUGUCCCAACCAUGUUUGGAAAUAGAUACAAUUUCAGACGGAUGAACUCGACUUCCAGACGGUGUGAGCCACCAAAGAGUCUGGGUAUCCACAUUUAUCUCUUAUGGACCAAGGAAGGGGAUCGCUACCAUUCUCACUCAGCGGGAGAUGUCACGGCAGAGGAGCUAUGCAUGUCUGUUGCAGAAGCUGUUGGCAUCACCCCUCUGUGUUCCGUGUUGUUUGCUCUGUACGAUCCUCUUGCCUGUUGCUGGUACAGUCCCAAUCACGUUUUUACUCCAGAUAAGACAUCCCUUGUACUUCACUAUCGUAUGAGGUUUUACUUUCGGAAUUGGCACGGGCUAAAUGAUAAGGAGACGACGGUCUCACGGUAUGCACCGCGCUCGGGAUCCGAGCAGGGGCCUUCUCCUCUGCUUGAGCAGACGGCUUUGGAGUACCUAUUUUCACAGGCCAAAUAUGAUUUUGUGAAUGAUGUGGUGCCGAUGGAGGAAGCGGAGACAGAUGAACAGCUCAAUCAACUGCAAAAUGAGAGCCUGGGCAUGGCGGUGCUUCAUCUCUCCCAUGAAGCGGCCCGUAGAGAGUGUAGCAUAACAGAAGUCUCCGACAAAAUCAGCUUUCUGGACUGCAUCCCAAAAUCCUUCUCUCAACACAUCGGUCGGAACAACUUCUUGACCAGGCUGAGGAUCAAUCGGGUGUUUGCAAACUUUGUGAGGAACUUCCAGCGGCAGACUGCGGACACUGGGAGGUUGGGAUUCCAGGACGUCAUGUACAAGUACAUCUACACACUCGAGCACCUUGCCCCGAACUUCGCUACCGAGACCUUCUCUGUGUCCCACAUGACAACAAAGAGGGACGGCUAUGGCGGCGGAUCUAAUAGCCACUCUUUUUACGCCUAUGGGAACUCGACAAGCAACAUUGACGCCCUGCUUGCGCACGAAGUGUUGGUUUCCGGCACCAAGGGAAUACUGUGGAGGAAAUCGCUUGGGCAAAAGGCUCGAGAGAACAGUUACUUCAGGAAGGAUUACAUAAAGAAGAAAGCAAAACAGCAGAAUAGCCAGCCGAACGACAACAGAGCCAAGGAAUGGCAACACUUCUGCGACUUCCCAGAGAUAUCCCACAUCACCAUCAGUGGCGAGGCGGUGUGCAUUAGCACUCAGGAUAACCACUCCAUGGAAGUUCACAUGAAUUCCACCCUGGAGGCUCGUUCCUUCAUCUCCCUCCUCGACGGGUACUUCCGCCUGACUGCAGAUGCGCACCACUACCUCUGUCAUGAGGUGGCUCCACCAAGGGUGGUUAUGAGUGCAGCAAAUGGGCUGCAUGGACCAAUGCAGGAGGAGUUUGCAAUGUUGAGACUCAAGAAGGAGGCGAUAGAGGAUGGAGUGUUUCUUCUUCGUUGGAGUGCACUCGACUACCACCGCAUCUUACUGGCUGUGAUGAACUCGAGGGCGGAUGGUUCGACUUCAGUCCACAAGCAGUUCAGAAUCCUGCAGCGGGGCUCAAAGUACUCCCUGGAGAGCUGGGACCAGGAGUUCUCCAGUGUGAAGGAGCUCAUCGAAGGCCUCAGGAGCUUGGUGCUACGAUCUGGUGCCGACAGCUUUACUCUCAAGAAAUGCUGUUUACCCAGGACUGCAGAGCUAUCCAACCUGCUGGUGGUGAGAGACAAAUCCAUCCAUCCCUCUUCUUCGGAUGUACCCCAUAUGCGCUUUCAUCAAAUUAAAGUGAAAGACAUUGUACAGGAGCAGCACAUGGGUCCUGGGACGUGGACAAACAUCUUCUCCGGUCGUUUUCUGGUUACUGGUGAAGGAAAUGACGAGGAUGAAGAGUACAACAACAACCUGAACGACCCCAAGGGGAACAGAGUGGUCCUGAAGAUUCUCGACCAAAGCCAUAAGGAGAUGUCUUUUGCAUUCUUUGACACAGCCAGUCUGAUGAGCCAGGUGUCCCAUAAUCACCUGGUGUUUGUGCAUGGCGUGUGUGUGGGAACUGAAAUCAUAAUGGUCGAAGAGUUUGUGGAGUUUGGGCCCUUGGAUGUUUUUCUGCGGAAGGAAAGAGCCUCUGUGUCGCCUCAGUGGAAAUUCAUUGCUGCAAUACAGCUUGCCAGUGCCCUCAGUUAUCUUGAGAGUAAGAAGCUGGUUCAUGGCAACGUCUGUGCCAAGAACAUCCUUGUGGCCCGGCGUGGUCUGGAGCACCAAACUACUCCGUUUGUCAAACUGAGCGACCCAGGCAUCGCCUUAAAUGUCCUCUCCCGGGAAGAACGUCUGGAACGUAUCCCGUGGAUCGCCCCGGAGUGCGUUCAGAGUGGAGCGCCCAUCGGGAACACGGCCGACCAGUGGAGCUUCGGUGUCACGCUGCUGGAGAUCUGCAACAAUGGAGACGUGCCCAUGAGUGGCUUCACAUACCUGGAGAAAGAGCAAUUCUACCAGCAGAAGGGGCGCUUGGUCGAGCCGCAGUCCCCGGAACUGGCCAGCUUCAUCAGCAUGUGUCUGACCUACGAGCCUGUCGAAAGGCCCUCUUUCCGCACGGUGCUCAGGGAGCUCUCCAAUAGCCCAAAUCUAGAUUUCGCCCCCAGUGGCCCUUUCACCAUCUUGGACCAAAGCGUUUUCCACAAGCGCUACCUAAGGAAGAUGCGGGAUUUAGGAGAGGGUCACUUUGGAAAGGUCACACUGUGCAUGUACGACCCCAACAAUGACGGCACUGGAGAACAUGUGGCGGUGAAGGCAUUGAAGCACGAUGGAGGCGGAAAUCAGCAUGAAUGCUGGUUGAAGGAGAUCGACAUCCUGAAGUCCCUCUACCACGCCAACAUCGUGAAGUACAAAGGAUGUUGUACUGAGCUUGCAGGUGGGAAGGUUGUGCAGCUGAUCAUGGAGUUUCUGCCACUGGGGAGUCUGAAAGAAUACAUCAUUGGGUGUAAGAUAGGCGUGCCACAGUGUCUCCUUUUCGCAGGGCAGAUCUGCCAGGGGAUGGAAUACCUGCAGUCAAAACGCUACAUCCACCGGGAUCUGGCGGCUCGCAAUGUUCUGGUGGAAAACGACAACUUGGUGAAGAUCGGAGACUUCGGCCUUACCAAGCAUAUCCCAGAGGAAAAGGAGUACUACCGCGUCCGGGAUGACGGAGAAAGCCCUGUCUUUUGGUACGCCGUCGAGUGUCUCAGGGAGAGCAAGUUCUCCUUCUCCUCGGACGUCUGGUCAUUCGGCGUGACGCUGUACGAGAUCCUCACCCGCUGCGAUCCCGCCAUGAACCCACCGAAGAAACUGACUGAGAUGCUCGGGAAUGCGCACGGUCAGAUGGUGGUGACGGCGUUGAUCUCAUUACUCGAGAGGCGGAAGACUUUGCCUUGUCCCAAAGAUUGUCCCCACGAGGUGUACAUGUUGAUGAAGCAAUGCUGGAACGUGGACGCUGGUCAACGGCCAUCUUUCAAAUCACUCAUUGAAAGUAUUGCAACCAUUCGCCAAAGUUACGAAGGACAACCCAAUGGGAAUGUUUCCUUGCGCCAUAUUCACUCUUGAGUCUUCAGUCGUCAUUCACACAGGAUCAUUUUGGUAUUUACAGGCAGGGGUUUUCUUUACUCUUUAGCGCCCCCUGGCUGCUCUUGCCUUCCCAGAUACACAAAAGGAUUGUGUAUGCAAGCACUUCGUCAUCUAUACAUUUUAGUGAAUAACCCAUUUAUUGACCAAAUAUAUCAUGUAGAUUGAUAAUUCUGUUUUUUAACGACGGAGCAAUCUGAUCAAAUAAGUAAAAACGUACUAUGAAAUUAUAAUGGCAUUUAAAAAUAUAUAAUAUAUAUAUAUUUUACAAUGUAAUGUUUGUUUGUUGGUUUUAUGUUUCUUUUUUAUGUAAUGCUACGUCAUUAAAAAAAUUAACUCCU